UUGGAUUAAAAAACGGUUUCUUACUAGUUAUUAUGGUGAAAUUAAGCUUUCCCUUGCUAAUUUAUCCAGUUUACACCUGACCACUGUUUUAUAACGGUACAAGUGAUGGAAAUGUUAUGACUUCCUCAUUUUCAUCGACUAACUUCAAUAAGACUUGGAAUCCGCUGUUUUAUAAUCACUAUGUUUUAUAGCAUCAGUGAUGAAAAAUUGAAUAAGUCAAGUUGGACAAUUUUCAACUGCGGUACUACGACUUUUAUGUCUGUGAAGUAUUCUGAGCAGAUUUUGUCCAAUGGGCCAAUGUUUGAGCUGUUUCAAAAAUCAAGCUAAUGCUGAUAUCUCAACGUCUUCUCAUAGGAAAAAAGAUGAGCUGACAGAAAUUGUCACCACUCAUCAAGUACCUGCUAUUAUGGUGUCAGACUAUCCUCAACAAGAACCACUUCUACAGGACAAUGAGCACAGUAUAGUAAGCUAUAAAAAUAAUGCCGUGCUGCAGAAUGCUAAUACAGUAAAUUCAUAUGGGGAUUGUUCAGGUGAUACCCAGAGAAUUUCAGACAAAACUCCAAAACCAUUUUAUCAGAAGUUGCCAUCUAUUCCCCGAACUAUGUCAUCUCUUGGCUCCAGUGAGCCCAGGAUAUCUGAAUCUAAGAUUAAUCAGUUGUAUGACCAGUACAAAGAUUCAUUAGAAGAUGCUAUAUUAGCAGAAGGAAUUGAAAAUCUUUGCAAUGACUUACAGUUAAAUCCUGAUGAUUUCAAGGUUUUGGUACUGGCUUGGAAAUUAAAUGCUAGUCAAAUGUGUAGGUUCACAAGGCCAGAGUUUUUACAAGGGUUGAAAAACAUGAAAACAGAUUCUAUUAAAAAUAUACAACAGAAGCUGAAUGAAAUAACAUGCGAGUUGAAAACGGAUUCUGAACAGUUCAAAGAUUUGUAUAGAUUCACAUUUAAGUUUGGAUUGGAUGUGAGUUCAGGGCAACGGAUAUUGCCAGCUGACAUUGCCAUAGUGCUGUGGCGUCUAGUCUUUACCAACAAUGAACCUCCGAUUUUGAACAGGUGGCUGAGUUAUUUAGAGAAGAACUCUCACAUUCGAGGUGUCCCCAAGGACACAUGGUACAUGUUCUUGAACUUUUGUGAGUUUGUGGGGGAUGAUCUCAGCAGCUACGAUGACACAGAAGCUUGGCCCAGCCUUUUUGAUGACUUUGUAGAGUAUGAGAAUGAUCAAAUGAAUCAAAAUGUUACAAAAAACAACAUGAAGAUACAGGAUUGAAAUCCUAUGCCAAAUUUAGCUACUAUAGGUACUUAAAAAUAUUGAGACUGAUAAUUCAAUAGUGGAUACUGGAGAAUGUUGUAAGUCCUAUCUCCAGGGUGGAGUUAAGAUUAAGAUAAUAAUGAAUGUUUCAUAAUAAGUAAAAUUUGUGGAUGUAGUGGAGGUAACUAAAAUUGUGAGAUUUAAAAUGAAUUCAAUGUACAUAUUAUAUAUAUUUUAUAACUACAUGUGGAAGUAUGUGCCUAUUUUUAAGUGUCUAGUUUUAGAUGUAUAAAUUGAUGUAACAUUCCAGUCAUGGAAUUAGCCAAAUCUGUACAUAUUCCGUAUAAGUAGUGUGGGUUGCUUGGAGUGGUGUAAGGCUCUGCUAAAUAUUUUUGGAUUUUCAAUGACUUCCAUUAAGCCACUUGAAGUUACCUAUGCCUUGCACAAUCGAAAAUUGCCUGGUAUGAGUAAUAAAACUUCAUCUUGUAUGUCUAUUUUUACUGGUUGAUCAAUAAUAAGGUAACCUUUAAUUUUUUCUCCUUUGUUUCGCUUCAUUUCUAAGUAUACGCAGAAAGGAACCGUCAUUUUUUAAAUAUUUUUAUGAAAACUGCAACAAAAAUAAAUUAAAUAUGUGUCUAAAUGUAUAAAGUAAACCCGUGUUACGCCCUCUCAUGUGAUAUCCCACUCAACAAUUUAUUGUACUCCUAAAUAAUAGUAAUCAUAAUUUUGAAACUUUGUAAAAGCUAGAUUUAGAUGUUGCGCUAUUUUAAAGUUAGAAGGAUGUUUUUACUGUCCAUGCUGAAAUAAGCUUAUUCUGGCGAAUUAGGGGACCACCCCGAGAACCAUAACUCCUAGCUUAAACCAGAAUGCACCGAAAAAAAAGUUGUAAAUUAGUCACUAGAGAACUAUUUAAAAAUAGUCGCUUCUUUGUUUAUGAUACAACAGAUUAAAGUUAUAUUAUCAGGUGUACGUCUAGGAACCCAUCUACACAUUUUGCAUAUCACACUGCC
Hyposmocoma kahamanoa is the source of this 2253-nucleotide messenger RNA. It is a transcript of the gene SCCRO3, whose product is annotated as DCN1-like protein 3. The record is from RefSeq and is a predicted model, not a curated record. The transcript is spliced from 3 exons. Gene Ontology annotation, cellular component: ubiquitin ligase complex. Gene Ontology annotation, biological process: protein neddylation; positive regulation of ubiquitin-protein transferase activity. NCBI's taxonomy places the organism in Eukaryota, Metazoa, Arthropoda, Insecta, Lepidoptera, Cosmopterigidae. Gene Ontology annotation, molecular function: ubiquitin conjugating enzyme binding; ubiquitin-like protein binding; cullin family protein binding. Bases 290 to 1261 code for a protein of 323 amino acids.